AGUAUUUACAAUAGAGGCUAAGAGGUAUUAGCCUUCGUCCGCGAAAUAUCUUAUAUCGCGCGCAGUGUUUGCCGCACCGCAGUUGUCGAACGUGUACAAUCCAUUCGUACUGAACCUACUAUUUAUAUUCGACGGAGAACAGUGCACUAGUAAAAAAAUAUAUAUACAUUUCAAGCAGCCAGUGAUAAAAACACAUACCUAACCAGCUAGGUAUUACCAAAGGUACCCACGUACCGAAAUUCGGCUUAUAAAACGUCGCUGUGAUUACCGCGGUAUCCGCGGCAGGAUGAAGGAGGUACUGUUGGUGGCCCUGUUGUCCGUCGUCUGGUCGCUGCGACCGAUCGGCACGGCGGACGUCGUGCAGACAAAAACGGCGGCGCCAGCGCCCGAAGCGAGGACCAACGACGACGACAACCAGUCGCUGCAGUCCGCCUCAGUGUCCGACGGCGGUGACGUCAACAACGGCACGUCACCGUGCGACCGGUACCUCAGAUCGGCCGAAGUGGAAGUGCGGAACCCGCGGAACCACAAGUUCGUCACGUCCAACGGCUGGGCGGAACGGCAGAGGCCCCGGCCCGAGAUCAGCGUGUACUCGCGCGUCGAAGAGCUCCCGUCGCCCCAGCCGCCAGCAGCGACGGCCGGUGCAGCGUACUACCAUCAGCAGCGGGACAGCAGCUUUUACCAGCACUCGCGCCAACAGCCGGCGGCCUUGCAGAGGACGUCCAAGAGGAUCAUCUAUUACGCGACGCUGCCGGACGUGAUCCGACCGCCGGCCGGUUACCCUCCGCCAUCGAACCCUUAUUCGGCCGAUCCGUUCGCUCUCGGUCCUGGCCCAUUUUCCGCAGAUUUCCGACAACUGCAGGACUCAAGCAGGAAAUCGCCGGCUGAUGGCUUGCAACGCAGCCGAUUGACGUCCUACGAAAACGCCUACAACCGCGGUGGUGGAGGUGGCCAGGGGGGCGGUGGAGUCAGUGUCGGUGGCAACGGCGUCACGUCGGUCACGACCAAGUCGACGGCCUUAUACAACAGCAGAUAUGACGAACCGGCCGAGUUCCGCGACUCGUAUUACCGGCCCAACGAGCUAACGUCCAAGUUCGCGUCGUGGGCCGAACCAUUCUACAAGAGCUGGUCCUCGUCAUCGUGGGACAAAGACCGUGCGUCGUUCAGCAACAACAACAGAGGUUCACCGUCGUUCUCGUGGGACAGGGAACCGCUCAACAGGGGUGGUGGCUCGUGGGACAGGGAACCGCUCAACAGGGGUGGUGGCUCGUGGGACAGAGAGCCACUCGGAGGGGACGGCGGCAACUCGUGGGACAACAGGGGUUCGUCGUGGGACAACAGGGGCUCAUCGUGGGAUAAGGAUCUAGUGGAAGUGCCGUUGCAAAAGCCCUACAGAAGUGGCGGCGGAGGCGGUGGCCGAGACAACAACUUAUACAACAACGACAAGUACCCGGAAGUGGCUGUCGUCCAUUCUGGAGUGAUCGAUGUAAGGGGAGAUCGGCAGCAGAACGGCUCACCACCACUCGCUCCGCCACCGAGGUUCACCAUCAUCGACGUCGAUCCGAAACCGUACCACGAUCAGCAGCCAAUAACGAUGCGGUACGACGAGCGCAGCAAGCCGAUGGUGCAGCAGAACAUGCGGUACGAACCGCCCCAAAAGCCUAUGCGGUACGAAGAGUACAUGCCGAUGCACACGCGAAUCGAACAGCAACAGCCAAUGCCGCCGUCAUCCAUGAGGUACGAACAGCAGUAUCGGUCUCCACAACAGCAGCAUCAACAGUCAUCCACUCGGUACGGUCAACAACAACAAACACAGAACAAACCACCGUCCAACGGUUACUACGAGAGUAUAAAAAACAACAUCAACACUCAUCAGUUCAUGACAAGUUGGACAGAAGUAUCGACUCAGGACGAAGUAUCGCCCACGCCCUCCGUGAGCAUAGAUAUUGCUACGACCGGUAAUUCGACUAGCGUUCAAAACAAUACCAAGAUCACUCCAAAUGCAAAUACUUCAAAAAUACCAAAAUGAAAGGUGUUAAUAAAAAAUGUAUAAGAUAUUUUAGGUAAUAUAUUUGAAAUAUUGGAUUUUAUAUAAAAUAACGAUUCGCGAGCAUAAUAACUAUUUACAUCGAACAAUGUGUUAAAUCAAAAUGUGAUUCUAUACCUAUCGAUAUACUUGAGCAGUUGCGUAUUAAGGAAUUUUUCAUCAGAGGGGUCCGGAUAAUUUUCCUAACGUAAAUUCUAAAUAAAUCAUAGUUAAAAACAUAGAAGAAGAAACAAAACUUUAUUUUAAAUCAAAACAAUUUGUGUAGUAAUUUAAGCUUCAGUAUAACCUAUAUAUUUUUAAACGCAGUCUUCUUAGUCUGCAGUAGCCAGUAUGGUAAAGUAAAAUGCAUUAAUACAUUCAUAUAAAACUAUAGGUAUAUGGCUGAAUAACUAUGGGGCAGGGGUGGCCAAACCACGGCUCACGUCUUAACAUUUUUACUAAGAUAAUAGUUAUAGGUAUAUAAUUCCAUUUUCUGCUCAUAUUAUUGUUCAUUAUAUCGCGCGGCUCGUGACUAAGUUAUCGUUGGCCACCCCUGCUAUAGAAUAUAUACUCUUACAAUUCAGUAAGUAAAAUUAAUAAAACAGCACUAAUCAGUCCCCCGAAUUCAAGUGAAUAACACAACAAUUCACAGUAAUAGGUAAGUAAAUCCUAAUUAUUAAGCAGAUCGCAUAAAUAAAAUCUACUCGAACCGAUGCCUACUACAGAUUACAAUAUUUUAAUGUAGGUACUCCUACUUAUUUAUAAUAAUAAAUAAUAUAUUAGUUUUAGUUGUACAGAUUAUUAGUAAACUAAUUUUAUUGAUAUUAAUUAGUCGGUAUUCCUAAACAUUUGCGCAUGAAUAUAAUAUUAUGUAGGUAAAAAUAUACAUGUAUUUUUAUACAAUAUGUGUAUGUAAUAUGUAUAAUGUAUAUAUAUAUUUAUUAUUUUAACAUAAUACCUCUGUUGUAUUGACUUAAUGUAUAAUCUUUGGUUAUUUUAAACGUUUUAAAAUUAUAAAAUUUUUGCUGAUCUACAAAAUGUUCAUCCGUUCAUGAUUUUAAUUUUCAUUAACAAUGACCAUGAAACAAUAAUGAUCCCGUAAUAUUUAUCAUAAUGUUUUACCAUAAUUUUACAUAGUUCCAGCUCACGGAACUUAUAAAUUAGUACAGGUACAUUUAUGUAUAUAUCCUGUUUUAUUGUUCUUAUUUGAAUCUUUAAUUCAUAUUAUAACUGUUUCUUCGACAUAAUUAUAAUAAAUAAUAUAUUAUGCACUGUGUAUUGCACUGAACUACCGAAAUAAAACAAAGAAAAUAAUAUUAA
This is a messenger RNA of Myzus persicae (green peach aphid), 3346 nucleotides long. RefSeq lists its product as uncharacterized. The record is from RefSeq and is a predicted model, not a curated record. The transcript has 4 exons. NCBI's taxonomy places the organism in Eukaryota, Metazoa, Arthropoda, Insecta, Hemiptera, Aphididae. The coding region runs from base 287 to 2029 and encodes 580 amino acids.